AUGUUGAAACGAGGCUCAAAUGUUAUACGCCGGUGGCGCUUUUCUGUUGUCUCUAGGAGAUGGCUGAGCUUGAAUGCCGACCUGGAAAAAGCACUCGAUGGGCUUCCCGACAACGGUGUUGUCGUUGUAGGGGCUGGACAUGCUGGUUGCGAAGCGGCCGCUGGUUCCGCCCGUUCUGGUGCCAAAACCAUACUGGUAACUCCGUAUCUCGACAGAAUAGGCACCUGUUCGUGUAAUCCGUCAAUGGGAGGCGUAGGUAAGGGAACUCUGCUGAGGGAAGUGGAUGCUUUGGAUGGUCUGGCGGCCAGAAUCACCGAUAAAGCGGGCAUACAGUUCAAGAUGCUAAAUAAAAGUCGAGGAGCCGCCGUCUGGGGACCGAGAGCCCAGAUCGAUCGAGAAAUUUAUAAGAGAGAAAUGCAACAUGAGCUUGGUAAUUAUCCAAACCUGUCUCUUCAUGAGGGUAAGGUCAAGGAUUUGAUAAUCGAUCGUCGAGUUCCCGCAACUGCCGGUCAAUACGGAGCUGUGAGGGGUGUGAUUUUGGAGGAUGGAAACAUCUUGAAGUGUUCUAAGGUGGUCAUCACGACGGGCACUUUUCUUAGUGCUGAGAUCCAUAUUGGAUUGAAAUCGUAUCCUGCCGGCAGAAUCGGUGAAGAACCGACGUACGGAAUCAGCUCCACAUUGGCCGACGCAGGGUUCAAAUUGGGCCGGUUGAAGACUGGAACUCCUGCACGUUUAGACGGAAGAACAAUCGAUUAUACACAUCUGGAAAAGCAGUAUGGUGACCAGCCGCCGCAUACUAUGAGUUUUAUUAAUGAUAAAGUUUCAGUCAAGGAACAGGUUUUAUGCUAUGGGACACAGACGACGCCAAGCUUACAUGACUAUUUGCGAUCAAAUUUAGAUCAGUCGGUACAUAUCAGGGAAACAGUAAAGGGCCCACGCUAUUGUCCCUCUAUCGAGGCAAAAAUUAUCAGAUUCGCAGACAGGACAUCUCACAGGAUUUGGUUAGAACCAGAGGGCUUGAAUACGGAUGUGGUAUAUCCAAACGGUAUCUCCAAUUCAAUGCCUGAAGACGUACAGGAGAAGAUGAUGAAGAUGGUUCCAGGCCUAGAAAACGUCAAGAUUCUUCAGCCAGCUUACGGUGUUGAAUAUAAUUACGUGGAUCCGAGACAAUUAAAUCAAACGUUGGAAACCAAGAUAAUCCCAGGGCUAUAUUUGGCAGGCCAGAUAAACGGUACGACUGGGUAUGAAGAAGCAUGUGCUCAGGGUGUUGUGGCAGGCAUAAAUGCCGGUUUAGCUCUCUUAAAGAAAGAACCUUUAAUAUUAUCACGUUCAGAUGCCUAUAUCGCUGUCUUGAUUGACGACUUGAUUGUGAAGGGUAUCGAAGAGCCCUACAGAAUGUUUACUUCUAGAUCCGAAUUCAGAGUUAGUGUUAGGGCCGAUAAUGCUGAUCUGAGACUUACAGAGCUUGCCCGCCGCCUAGGUGUGGUAGAAGACAAAAGAUGGAAUAAGUACCAAGCUGACAAAGAUAUUUACAACCAAGUAAUUUCUGACCUCAAAGGAUAUGAACUUAGUGCCAGCAAGUGGUCAAAUUAUAUGGGUAUCGCGGUCGCGGAUUCUGCCAAAAAAAGGUCAGCAUGGGAGCUAUUUAGGUUUAAUGGCGUCAGCUUGGAGCAAAUGGCUGAUAUCCUGUCAGAUCUGAACAUCAGAAUGGGUGACAUUCCUCGGCAUGUUGCCUUGAAAGUGAACGUCCAGGGAAAAUACGAUCCUUAUAUGGCGAAACAGCAUCAAUAUGUCAAAGCAUUCCAAGCCGACGAGCAUAUGGUUCUUCCCUCGAAUUUUGAUUACUCUACGCUACCGACUUUGUCCUCCGAGUGCAAGACACUUCUUAACACAAUUCAGCCAUCGACAAUCGGCCAGGCUCGGAGAAUUCAAGGGGUUACUGCUUCUUCCUUGUUUGAGCUCUACAGGCUGGUGAAAUCGCAUCAAAAAACCCAAGGCCGCCAACUUUAA
This is a messenger RNA of Torulaspora globosa, 2010 nucleotides long. It is a transcript of the gene MTO1, whose product is annotated as tRNA modification protein MTO1. Gene Ontology annotation, cellular component: cytosol. Gene Ontology annotation, molecular function: flavin adenine dinucleotide binding. NCBI's taxonomy places the organism in Eukaryota, Fungi, Ascomycota, Saccharomycetes, Saccharomycetales, Saccharomycetaceae. The record is from RefSeq and is a predicted model, not a curated record. Gene Ontology annotation, biological process: tRNA methylation; tRNA wobble uridine modification. Bases 1 to 2010 code for a protein of 669 amino acids. The transcript has a single exon.